Papilio machaon (common yellow swallowtail) is the source of this 3489-nucleotide messenger RNA. Its product is annotated as probable ATP-dependent RNA helicase DHX34. Bases 1 to 3489 code for a protein of 1162 amino acids. The record is from RefSeq and is a predicted model, not a curated record. Lineage: Eukaryota; Metazoa; Arthropoda; Insecta; Lepidoptera; Papilionidae. Gene Ontology annotation, molecular function: ATP binding; RNA binding. The transcript has 19 exons. Gene Ontology annotation, cellular component: intracellular anatomical structure. Gene Ontology annotation, biological process: nuclear-transcribed mRNA catabolic process, nonsense-mediated decay.
AUGAGACGAAUAUUAGAACAUUCACCACGAAAAUCGAAUAAGAGACGGCGAUCAAGCUCAGAGGACAGAGUGUUUUUAAACCGACAAAAAAUUCAUGAAUCUGAGAAUCCUGCAGUAUCCUCUUCAGGAGAGUUUGAUUUUUUAGAUUAUAAGCGAGAAAUAAAUAAAAUAUUUGCUUAUAGUAGAGAUACAAAUACAGUAACGAAUAAUUUGGACGACUUUUGGGUGUUUGUAAAAAAGUACCAAGCUACUUUGAGGAAAGCUGGAAAACCUGUAUUCUGCAUUGAAAAUGAAGACCGCACAACAAACGACUUAGGAAUUCCGUCAAAUUUUUCAAAAUUCAAUUGCAUUAAUUUUAGCACCAAUAUAAAGUUUAUGGACAGUGUUUGCGAUGAAAAAGGAAGAAAGAAACUUACCAAAAGUAUAUUUGAUGCUCUUUUAAAUGUUGUGUCAAUUUACUUAGAUUUUAAGAAUAAGGAGAAACUAGAGAAGUUAAAGAAGUUAAGGCAAACACAAAGAGAUUUACCAGUUGCAAAAUAUAGAGAAGAAAUACAAGCUGCAGUAAAAAAUGAGAGAGUUAUCAUAGUUGCCGGUGACACUGGUUGUGGAAAAUCAACUCAAGUUCCUCAAUACUUGCAUGAUGCUGGCUUUCAAAAUAUAGCAUGUACUCAACCAAGAAGAAUUGCUUGUGUAUCAUUAUCAAAGCGGGUAGCCUUUGAAACUCUUACACAGUUUGAAAGCAAAGUAGGCUAUCAAAUAAGAUUUGAAAAGAGCAAAUCAGCUGAUACUAAAAUAUGUUUCAUUACAGAGGGACUAUUGUUAAGACAGAUGUCUUCAGAAAAUCUACCAAACUACGAUGUUAUAAUAUUAGACGAGAUUCAUGAGAGACACUUGAUGGGAGACUUUCUGCUUGGUGUACUUAAGUGCCUUAUACACACACGUAAUGAUAUAAAGCUAGUACUCAUGUCUGCUACAAUUAACAUUAAGCUAUUCGAAGAUUAUUUCGCCGCGGAAUCCGCUGUUGUCAUUCAAGUACCAGGAAGAUUAUAUCCAAUUGAUUUACAUUACAAACCAAUCUAUAUAGAAGACAAACCAACAAGAGAUGACAGGCUCGAUCCUCAGCCUUAUGUUCAAAUUAUGCAAUUAAUUGACAGCAAAUAUCCAAGUGAUGAAAGAGGUGAUCUGUUAAUAUUUAUGUCGGGUGUGCAAGAAAUCACAUCAAUAUGUGAUGCAGCACAACAGUAUGCGGAGAAAACUAAGAAAUGGAUUGUGCUACCUCUUCACAGUGGCCUUUCACUUAAUGAACAAGAUAAAGUGUUUGAUUACCCGCCUGAAGGUGUAAGGAAAUGCAUAGUUUCAACCAACAUAGCGGAAACGUCUGUGACUAUUGAUGGAAUUAGAUUUGUCGUGGAUUCAGGCAAGGUUAAAGAAAUGAGCUACGAUUCAUCAACAAAAAUGCAAAGAUUAAAAGAGUUCUGGAUAUCAAAAGCCAGCGCUGAUCAAAGAAAAGGCAGAGCCGGAAGAACUGGUCCUGGUGUAUGUUAUCGUAUAUACUCAGAGCAACAAUACACAGACAUGGAAGCGUUCAGUACUCCAGAAGUGAGUCGGGUACCUCUCGCCUCAUUGUUACUACUGAUGAGUUCCUUAGGUGUCAAUGACGUACGUCGCUUCCCCUUCCUUGACACCCCGCCUGAAGAUGCCAUUGAAAACGCGUUAUUGGAACUUAAACAACAUGCGGCAUUAUCCUCAAAUGAGAAGUUAACUUCGCUGGGCAAAGCAUUAGCUAACUUGCCCGUUGAAGUGGCUCUAGCUAAGGCGCUUGUGAUCGGCAGCGCGACUCUGCCCCCGCACAAGAGGGACUCCGCCCUCGCGCUCACUGCGGCCCUAGGAAUAAGAUCUAUAUUUACCACUAGAGCGCAUAGAGAUUUUGAAUGUGAGAAUGCAAGAAAACCAGACGAAUCAGACCACGGGGACCCUUUAACCCUUCUGUCGCUGUACUGCGCGUGGCUAACAGUGAAAGCAGAGGGCCGCGGAGGCCGCGACUGGUGUCGACGUAGAGGUAUUGAAGAGCAACGCUUCUAUGAACUCACCAAGUUAGCUGCGCAACUACGCGGCUUAUUACAAGAUAACAAUUUAAUGGAAUCAGUAGAACCUGAAUCAAUGUCAUCAGCGGAGCGCGCGAUGCGACACGGACAGAUGAAGCAAUUAAAAGAUAUGAGAAGACAAUACAAACAAAAGGCAGCAGAGGAAUCUAAACGUAAGAAACGUCUCAAAGUGGAUUCUUGGGAGAUCGUAGAUGACAAGGCGGAAGAUGACAAUGUAUUAGACAUACGUGACAUUGAGUUCCGUAUGACAAAUGACGCACAACGAAUCCGGGCUUUGAUAUCUGGAUCUAGUGCUUCAAGUGGACGAGAUCUUAUCAUGUUAAAGAUAGUACUGUGUAGAGCUUUAUAUCCACAAGUGGCUAUAGCAGAUGAAUUCAAUCAUUGCAAGUCAGUAUCAGAUCAACUUUACCAUACAUAUAGCAAGCCGUUUGUCUUCCUGCACCCUACAUCUUACUUCGGUAAGAAUGGUAGGAUACUGCAGCUGACUGAGGGAGACAUACAGACAGACACACCGCCUGGUUAUAAGAGCAAGUUACCGUUGUCUGCGAGACAUCAACUUUUAUGUUAUCUCUCCCUACUGGAGACAACAAAGCCGUACAUAGUGAACUCAAUGCGCAUGCCGGCUGCGCAGACUUUACUACUGCUCUCACAUUCUAUUGAUACUAAUAGUGGAUUUACUAGACUAGUAUGCGAUUCCUGGUUAUUACUUGAAUUCCCAUAUCCAGAGACGGGAUUGAACCUGUUAUUGAAAGCGAUAAAGCUACGACGACGUUGGGAUACUCUCAUCAAUAGAAGACUACUAGAUGCAAAUCCAAUUAAAUCUGUAGAAACAGAGUUGGAAAAAACAAAAAUGUCAAAGAAAAGUUCUUACGGUGAACUACAGCAUGAUCUAUCUUGUGAUAUAAGUUCGUAUAUGAACAGCGAUGUAUAUUAUACAAUCAAACGACUUCUUCCUGGUGAUUUAAAAGUAUUAUAUUAUGGUGCUGAUGAAGCUCAUGCGACUAUCGACCCUAAUCCAUUUGAAGAAGGCUUCGAAUGCCGUGCACACGAGAAGAAAGGUGGAAUUUAUGUUACUGAUAAUGUGGUAUAUAAUUGCGUGGUAGAUGCAGAUUGGAGUUACAAUAGUUAUCAAGAAUUGUACGGAAUUCCUUGGACAUGUCCUGAUUGCGAUAUAUCUCUUUGUUUAUCUCCUUUAGAACGGUUACAGCAUAAGCAAUUCAUGUGUUCCUCAAGAACGGAAGAGAAGAAAGUCGACGUUAAAACAACGCCACGCGAAAAUAAACCUAAUGCAAAAGAAUAUAAAUGCGAAAAUUGUAAUGAAGUAUUGUAUAUGACGCCUGUUGAAAUAUUAAAACAUAGAAAGACUUGUAAAAGUGAAAAAUAA